This is a messenger RNA of Corylus avellana, 1948 nucleotides long. Its product is annotated as Serine/Threonine-kinase, putative (DUF1639). The record is from RefSeq and is a predicted model, not a curated record. NCBI's taxonomy places the organism in Eukaryota, Viridiplantae, Streptophyta, Magnoliopsida, Fagales, Betulaceae.
UGCUCGCAUCGCUACUACCAUAUUAUAUCGUUUCCUCGCCCAUCUUCUGUAGCUUUCUCUCUUCUUCUUCUUCUUCUUCUUCGUCUUCUUCCUCCUCCACCUCCUCCGUCCUUAUCUAUUUUUCUGUUUCUCCUUCUGGUUCUCUCUGUAUUCCAUUCAUUGUCGGUAAAUUUAUGAAAACAAAGAAUUCAUUUUGAUAGAUGAUUUUCUUUAGCCGCAAUACCCAUAGUAUGUCACAGAAAAGCUGGUUGAGUCGGUGAUUCAGGGAGAUCAAAUCAGAAUUUGUUUCAACAGUAUCCAUCCUUCGGAAUAUAUGUCGAUGAGAUAUCAGAGAGUAAGUAGCCCAGAUUGUGUUCCUUUGAGCAGUGGAAAAAAGUCCAACAUCAAUGGCAGAAUUCUCCACACCACGACGAAUAUACCAGGUGCAAGAACAAAUGUGAGUGGCACCGGGUGUUCUGCUUUGGAAGGCAAAGGCUUCAGAUUCAGAUCCCCAUCUAUAACCCACGACCAAAAUAACCUUGAGGCUGCACCCGCUUCUCCCCACUCUGAGAACCACCACCAUGAUUCCCCUCCACCUCCUCCUCCACCACCACCACCAGCAGCAGCAGCAGCAGCAAAGAACCACCGGCACGACAGGAGUCCGAGCCCCAGUGCCAGCGCGAGUCCCAGCCCCAGCCCCAGCCGUGUUGGUGGUGGUGGAGGCGGAAGUGGUGACAUGCUAUUGCAGUGGGGUCAGAGAAAGAGGGCAAGGGUCUCCAGGUCCGAGAUCCGCGCGCUUACUGAUGACUCAUCAUCAUCAUCAUCCUCUGUGGCUAUCAAGGCCCAGAGGAGACUCGCCCCCGCCGCCUCAACGAUGCCACCGCCACCCCCACCGCCUCCGCCACUCCCCAAUCCUUGCACUUAUACUUCUACUUCCAAUGCCACCACCAGACCCAGAAGGGAAGCUUCUGCCUUUCUUUCUCACAGGAAUUUAGACGAGCGAUCUGGUUCUGGAGGAAGUGGGUCACCAUCGAGAAACGGUGGCAACGGCAGCCGGGUGGUGUCUAGAUCUACGGCAGGGAAAAGAUCCCCUCCACCAGAAAAAGUGGAUAGAAAGAUGAUCACUUGUUCUGGGUCAGUAAAAGAUGAGAAGGCAAAUGGAUCCUCUGAUCGAACCAACCAUGUUGAUUCUGGGAAUCAAGCACACUCGGAGCUGGAAGCCGGGCCCACUAACACUGCGGCUCCAUUGGCUGGAGGAGGAGGAGGAGAAAAGGUGAAUGUUGAACUGACUGAGUGGCCCAGAAUUUUCAUUGCCCUCUCACGAAAGGAGAAAGAAGAUGAUUUCCUUGCAAUGAAGGGCACAAAGCUCUCUCAGAGACCCAAGAAGAGAGCCAAGAACAUUGAUAAAGCUCUGCAGUAUUGUUUUCCAGGGAUGUGGCUUUCUGACUUGACAAGGAAUCGAUAUGAGGUCCGGGAGAAGAAAUGUGUGAAGAAGCAAAAGCGAAGGGGUUUGAAGGGAAUGGAGAGCUUGGAGAGUGAUUCGGAGUAGCUAUUGUAGCGUUGAGGAAAAAGGUGAAAGGGACCUACGAAGCUGUUUUGUUGGUUUUUAUAGUAGGUGGGUGGGGUGGUAGGGUCCAGCGAAUUGCAAUUCCUUUUAUGCAUCAGAGGAGUUACUGUUGAGGGAUGAGAUGAGGCCCCAGGAGAAAAUCAUAGUAUGAUUAUGAUGAUGCCUCCUGCUCUCGAUGGGACAGAGGAGGCAGACCGACCACCGGGUGACUGUGAAAACCAAGGUUUGAGGCCCAGCAGCCUGCCUGCCUGCCUUUGUCCGCUGAGAGCACACACAAACCAGCCAGCUAACUCAUUUUGUUUUGUCAUUUAUUUUGCGUGAAAUUCCUUCCUCUUUUCAUGCUCAUCUCGUGUAUAAUUUACUUUCUUCUUUUCCCAAUCAAUGACAAAGAGCUAUUGCACA